Messenger RNA from Trichoplax adhaerens, 549 nucleotides. RefSeq lists its product as uncharacterized. The transcript has 6 exons. Gene Ontology annotation, molecular function: protein binding. Gene Ontology annotation, cellular component: Cul4-RING E3 ubiquitin ligase complex. Lineage: Eukaryota; Metazoa; Placozoa; Uniplacotomia; Trichoplacea; Trichoplacidae. The record is from RefSeq and is a predicted model, not a curated record. Bases 1 to 549 code for a protein of 182 amino acids.
AUGUCUGCCGACGAAUCGCAGCUCUUAGUACGAUCAGAGGCAAUGAUGGGCCAUUCUUGUAAUGCAUCUCACUUAGGUAAUGCAAGUUGUACUGGUAGUAUUCGGCUACAUAACUUUAACGAUAUUCACGGAGCUUCUGGAGAGGCUAUGAUGUUAAAUAUUGAAAGUAAUAAAAAAAUUUCCAUUCCGAUAUUUAACGAAAGUGAUGUAUUUUCACAAGCACUUUCAAUGCAGGAUCCCAUAAUUUACAACGGUACCCGCGGUGGCGUCGUACAAAUUUCAGACCUUCGGCAAGCAAACGUUGUUGUGUCACACGUUAAACAUGAAUCAUCUGUAUCUAAAAUUAAACUUCUGAAUGAUAACAAUUAUGUAUUAUCAUCGUCCGUCGAUGGGCAAAUCAAGUUAUGGGAUAUGAGAACACGUAGUUGCGUAAUAGCAAUGUCACAUGGGUGUGAUACGUAUUUCAUGAAUCAAACGUUUGAUUUAGAUAACACUGAAAGUGUGGUCUCUUCAGAUGUAGGAAAGAAAAAGUAUUUAUUAUUCUUGUAA